AUGGCUGCAGGACCUAUUGCUGAAAGGAAUCAAGAUGCUACCAUCUAUGUGGGUGGCCUUGAUGACAGAGUUAGUGAGAGUUUACUGUGGGAGUUGUUUGUACAAGCUGGACCUGUGGUUAAUGUUCAUAUGCCAAAAGAUCGAGUAACUCAAACUCACCAAGGUUAUGGAUUUGUGGAGUUUAUGGGUGAAGAAGAUGCUGAUUAUGCAAUUAAAGUGAUGAAUAUGAUAAAACUAUAUGGAAAGCCGGUGAGGGUGAAUAAAGCAUCAGCCCAUCAAAAGAAUCUUGAUGUGGGUGCAAAUGUGUUCAUUGGUAACUUGGAUCCUGAAGUUGAUGAAAAACUUUUGUAUGAUACAUUCUCUGCUUUUGGAGUAAUUCUGCAAACACCAAAGGUUAUGCGAGAUCCAGAAACGGGUAACUCGAAGGCGUUUGCAUUUAUAAACUUUGCGUCGUUCGAAGCAUCAGAUGCAGCUAUAGAGGCAAUGAACAAUCAGUAUCUCUGCAAUCGGCCAAUAUCAGUCUCAUAUGCAUUUAAGAAAGAUGUUAAGGGAGAAAGGCACGGAUCAGCGGCUGAAAGGUUGCUGGCGGCGCAAAAUCCCUUAUCACACGCAGACCGACCUCAUCAGUUGUUCGCGGACGCACCUCCAACAAUCUUGGGGUCAAUGAUGAUGGCGCCACCGCCGCCGCCGACGCCAUCCCCAAUGCCGCCACCAGGACCCCCAAUGAACGCCAGACCCCCACCCCCGUUACCGAUGUCUGCUCCCCCACCUCCCCCCACUUCGAUGCCCCCGCCAGGCCCACCUCCACCACCAGGUCCGCCACCACCACCGCCUCCGUUCCAUCACUUCCCCCCACCACCGUUCGGACCUCCUGGUUUUGGCCCCCCACCGCCACCGGGGGCCAGACCCCCGCCCCCAUGGAGACCCCCUCCACCGCAAUUCAGACCGCAGUUCCCCCCGCGUGGACCUCCGCCGUUUGGUCAUCCGCCCUUUCCACACCAUCCCCCGGAACCAAAUUAUAAUUAUUAA
Messenger RNA from Pieris macdunnoughi, 1029 nucleotides. The record is from the annotation of a GenBank genome assembly. Lineage: Eukaryota; Metazoa; Arthropoda; Insecta; Lepidoptera; Pieridae.